CGGGAAGAGACCGGCCGGUCCGGAAGUUCCUGGGCCCUUCUCACGGGAAUCUGACCGGGGAUGUUGAAGUGAGUCCCUCUUCCCGGCCACCCCGUUCAUCCACGCGGGACCGGAUUACCAUGCUGGACGCAGCCACGCAUCACAGGUGGCUUGACAUCCAGGCUGAAACCGUGAAGGGAACAUAUUCGUCGCUUUGCGAUGUUAUUUAGGUGAGCGGAAAGGAGGUGCUGAACGGUGGCGGCGGCGGCCAUGCACCCCGGCCCGCCAAUUAACCAGCCGAGCCGCCGCAGGCCUCGCCGUCGCCAGCAUCCUCGCCAUCAGCAGCUCCAACAAGAGCGCAACCUGCAGCGCGCCUUCCUGGUGCUGCUGCUACUGGCCAGCAUCGGGGUCGCGGCUCGGGCCGAGCCGUCGGAAUCACCGACGGCUCCGGCGGCUUGCCAGCAAGCGUUUCAUAAAAAUCUGUGGUCGGCCAGCAAUGACACGGCUGUCCAACCGCGCAACUUGACAAUCGGCUACCUUACAGCGAUUAAGGGUGGCCUAAAGGACCGUCAGGGUCUUGCCAUUUCCGGCGCUUUGACCAUGGCCCUCGACGAGAUUAACAAUGAUCCAAACAUUUUGCCAAAUGUGAGACUGGUAAUGCGAUGGAGCGACACAAGAGGAGAAACUGUCGAAGCUACAAGAGCGAUGAUCGACAUGAUCUGCGACGGGGUCGUAGCCUUCUUCGGGCCGGAAGGUUCUUGUUACGUCGAGGCCAUAGUUUCCGAGUCUCGCAACAUACCGAUGCUUAGUUACAAAUGCUCGGACUACAAGGCCUCGAAGGUGAAGACCUUCGUGAGGACUGAGCCGCCGGACACGCAGGUAACUAAGUCGGUGAUCACCCUGCUGCUACACUACGGAUGGAACAAAUUCACGAUCGUGACCGAGCGCGCCUGGUCGACGGUCGCUCGUUCGCUUCAGGAACAGGCGACUAAGAACAAUCUCACCGUGAACCAUUACAAGACCGUCGAGGACCGGCACACGUGCUGCGAGGACAGACUGCCGUGCUGUCAAGUCAGCGUAUGGUUCCAACUUAUACAGGAGACGAAAAAUAUGACCCGCAUUUACAUCUUCCUGGGCACGCCAAUGUCACUAAUAGAUAUGAUGAAUUCAAUGCAAGGCCAAAGGCUCCUAGAUAACGGGGAGUACAUGGUAAUACACGUGGACAUGAUGACGUAUUCCCAACGUGAAGCACAGAAGUACUUGUGGAAACCGGAGCAUUUCGAUAAUCUGAAGAAUUGUCUCGAGCCGAAGGAUUUUCUGAAGAGAGCACGUUCACUGAUGGUCGUCGUGUCGACACCGCCGACGCAAAAUUACGAAGACUUUACUAAGAAGGUCCGAGACUACAAUAGCAUAGAGCCCUUCAACUUCCUAGUUCCCGAGCUUCUGAGAAAGUAUGAAAAGUACGUGUCCAUUUACGCUGCGUAUCUCUACGAUUCUGUCAAGCUAUACGCGAGAGCCUUGGAUCAGCUAAUACGAGAUUACCCGGAUGUCUCUGUCGAGGAACUGGCCAAAAACGGCACUCUUAUAACCGAGAUGGUUCUCAAGAAUCGUACAUAUCAAAGUGUGAGUGGGGCAACCAUUAAAUUGGAUCCAUCUGGAGACUCGGAGGGAAACUUUUCAGUGCUUGCUCUGAAAAAAGAACCGUUCCGUGUCCAUAAUUUCUCUUGUGACUACCAGAUGAUGCCUGUAGGCCAAUUCCAGCAGGCUGACACUCUUCUAGUAUACAAGUCUUGGCCAGGCGCUAUGGAUUGGCCCGGUAAAAAUAAGCCAGAAGCAGAACCUGGUUGCGGUUUUCUCAAUGAACACUGUCCAAAGGAUGACACGCAUCUCCGCAGUAUCAUCGUCGCUGCAGCACUGGCUGUUUUGCUGUUUUGCGCCACAGUAAUCACUAUGAGCAUAUAUCGAAGAUGGAAGAUAGAACAAGAGAUAGAAGGAUUACUUUGGAAGAUUGAUCCGAACGAGAUACACGGUUAUCCCCAUCUUGAUAAUAUGAUGUCCUCCCCUAGCAAGUUAAGUUUAGUUAGUGCAAUGUCCUACGAGUCAAGAUGCGGCGGCCAAGUGUUUGCGCAAACUGGACAUUAUCACGGUGUAAUGGUACGGAUAAAGGAACUGAAAUUCUCAAAGAAAAAAGACAUUUCACGGGACGUUAUGAAGGAGAUGCGCAUUCUCCGUGAAAUUAGACAUGGUAAUCUCAACUCUUUCAUCGGAGCCUGCGUGGAGCCGAUGAGGAUAUUGUUAAUUACCGACUAUUGUGCCAAAGGAAGUCUUUAUGACAUCAUUGAAAAUGAAGAUAUAAAAUUAGAUGAUAUGUUUAUUGCAUCGUUAAUUCACGAUCUCAUUAAAGGUAUGCUGUAUAUCCAUGAAUCCUGUCUACUAGUCUGUCACGGUAAUCUAAAAUCGUCAAAUUGUGUCGUGACCUCACGUUGGAUAUUGCAAGUGUCGGAUUUUGGUCUUCACGAUAUGCGUCACUGUGCCGAAUCUGACAGCAUCGGUGAACAUCAGUAUUAUCGAAGCUUAUUUUGGAAAGCCCCCGAGUUAUUAAGAAACUCGCAUGCUCCGAUCAAAGGCACUCAGGCAGGAGAUAUUUAUUCUUUCGCCAUUAUUCUAUAUGAAAUUCUUGGACGCAAAGGACCGUAUGGAAAUAUAAAUUUAGAACCCAAAGAUAUCAUAGACCGAGUGAAAAGAUUCCCGGAAGAUGGUGAACCGCCGUUUAGGCCCAACUUAAACAUACUCUCCGAGUCGAAAGCAAAUUGUGAUUAUGUCGUUAGCACUAUUACGGACUGUUGGGCGGAAAGUCCAGAAUUUAGGCCAGACUUCAAAACGAUAAGGACCAGAUUGAAGAAAAUGAAAGCUGGAUGGCAUCGAAAUAUAAUGGAUCAAAUGAUGGAUAUGAUGGAGAAGUACGCGAGUAACCUUGAAGAUCUAGUCACCGAACGCACGGGACUUCUCUUAGAUGAAAAAAAGAAAACUGAAGAUCUGCUUCACAGAAUGUUACCCAAACCUGUUGCGAAUUGUUUAACAAACGGUAUUGGGGUAGAACCGGAAGCUUUUGAUUCAGUUACGAUAUACUUUAGCGAUAUCGUUGGUUUUACUGCAAUGUCAGCAGAAAGCACACCAUUUCAGGUUGUAAAUUUCUUAAAUGAUUUAUAUACAUUAUUUGACCGUAUAAUCAGAGGAUAUGAAGUGUAUAAAGUAGAAACGAUCGGAGAUGCAUACAUGGUCGUUUCCGGUCUUCCAAUAAGAAAUGGCGAUCAGCAUGCUGGACAAAUAGCAUCAAUGUCACUGGAAUUACUUAAUGCUGUUAAGCAUCAUACGAUACCUCAUCGGCCUCAAGAAACUCUGAAGUUACGUAUCGGCAUUCAUACCGGUCCUGUAGUAGCAGGUGUUGUCGGUUUGACGAUGCCUAGAUAUUGUUUAUUCGGAGACACCGUCAAUACUGCUUCUCGUAUGGAGUCUACCGGAGAACCGUUGCGAAUCCACAUCAGCAAGCAAUGCAAAGAGGCAUUAGAUAAGAUCGGAGGUUAUAAGAUCGAAGAUCGAGGCUUCGUUGAAAUGAAAGGAAAAGGAACAGUGAAGACUUACUGGCUCACGGGAGCUACUGUGACGCACAGAAAGAAUAUAGAGAACUGUAACGGGGAUGAAGAUCUUCCACCGCUGUUCUGCAGACCGCGGAAAAGCCCGAAGCUAAAUCCAGACUCACGAUACGCAUCGCUACUAGAUGGAUUAGGUGCCGGUAGUCGCAGGCAAUCAUAUGUACCAUAUCCAACAGCAGACGACGCUUCUUCGCAGUGUGGUGGAUCUAGUCCAGUUCCGCGAUCGUUGCACGCUCGCAAGCUCGAAAGAUCUCCCCUAUCUCUGACUGAAAGCGUCUCAAAGACCACACUUGAUAAUGUUUCAAUUCAGGAAGAAGAAGAGCAAACGCGCUUAGAUAUCAAGUCAGUCGAUGACUUGUUUAUAAGCACAAGGCCAAAACUUAGAAAAAACGCGCGUGCAUUAUCUACCAAUGCAUCCUCGUCGUCAUCGAGCGACAAUCCAUUCCAGAUUUAUGUUAUACAUGGAUCCCGUUCACUUGAUCCGCUUCCCGUUGAUACAUUGUCUAACAAACGGUUCUAUUCACCGAACCGUUUCUGGAAGGAGAACGAGCGGAUCAGUUCAAAAGCAGAUUGUGCUGAAAAAUUGCUGAAUAACAACUAUUCGAAUGGUAACAUAAUAAUGUCUCACACCGAUAAUCCCCCGAAUGAAGCAGAUCCACUGUUAGGGGAUGACAAUGUGGACAAGAGAGAAAUACAAGGGAAGCGUUCGCGCUCGCACUCGCUGGAUCAGGUGGUAUCUGCAUCUAGCAUGGACAAUGUACCUGAUAAAAAAUCCUCCCCGCGAAAAUUGUUAGAAAUUCCGCCUGUUUCAACUAUUAUACAGAUGUUCAACGGGAAUGGAUUGCGCAACAGCAAUGUUUCUUCAAGAAAAGGAAUAUUAACAGGGUAUGAUAAGCAAAAUGAACGCGAAAGUGUGGUCUAGUUUCGCAUUCAAGAAAAAAUUUUUUUUUCUAUGUAACGUACUAAGUAAUAGAAUCGCGAGAAAUAGAAUCACGUGUAAAACUAUGCGCUGUCAGAUGCAUAAACUAUUCGAAACAUUACAUUUACGAAUCAUAAGCAUGAUUUAUUGUUGCCAUCUUUUUUUCUAGCUUAGAUAUGUGCAAUUUAUGUAUAUGAAAGUUACCGACUACACUGUAUAUAUUUUUAAUAUUAUUUAGGUAUUUUUUAAUUCUUCUAUUAAGUGUGUGCAUUGAGGCGACGUAAAAACAACUUUUACGUGAUACAGGACUGCUCUUCUGUUCUUUUCUCUUUGUUAAGAUUUUUAAUUCGAAUGUAUAACAGCAAACUAUUUUAUAAAAAUCAUGACCAAAGUACACCACGGACACUUAAUUCAUCUGACAAUUCAUUCCGUUAGUAUGAAAAAGGAAGUAGGCAUCGCGUGUAGUCGAUGUCAGAAUGGUUGAUACUUUUAUUUUGUAGGUAACUUUUAUAAUUUUAUUUUUACGUGAAUCGAGAAAAUAAUGAUAAUUAUAUUGAGAUUUAUAUAGCAGUAAAUCUGUAAAAGUUACCUAAUAAACGAAAAAUUCCUCGAGCAUUCCAAUAUCGACUAUACAUAAACACGCGCGUAUAAAAUCAAACAUGUAGCACAUGAAUGUAUAAGACGUGUAUGUGUAUGUGUAUAUAUAUAUAUAUAUACAUAUAUAUAUGUACAUAUAAAAUACGUAUAUUAGCACACAUGUAUAUCUGUAAUAUCUGUAUGUCUAUACUUGUUCAUUGAAGGAAAUAAAUUGUCCGUAUGGCUGUGAGAAGUAAA
Temnothorax curvispinosus is the source of this 5385-nucleotide messenger RNA. RefSeq names its product receptor-type guanylate cyclase Gyc76C-like. The record is from RefSeq and is a predicted model, not a curated record. Gene Ontology annotation, biological process: intracellular signal transduction; cGMP biosynthetic process; receptor guanylyl cyclase signaling pathway. Gene Ontology annotation, molecular function: protein kinase activity; guanylate cyclase activity; ATP binding. Bases 250 to 4554 code for a protein of 1434 amino acids. NCBI's taxonomy places the organism in Eukaryota, Metazoa, Arthropoda, Insecta, Hymenoptera, Formicidae. The transcript is spliced from 20 exons.